Messenger RNA from Oncorhynchus tshawytscha (Chinook salmon), 1919 nucleotides. Its product is annotated as cyclin-dependent kinase 2. Gene Ontology annotation, molecular function: cyclin-dependent protein serine/threonine kinase activity; cyclin binding; ATP binding. The coding region runs from base 638 to 1534 and encodes 298 amino acids. Lineage: Eukaryota; Metazoa; Chordata; Actinopteri; Salmoniformes; Salmonidae. Gene Ontology annotation, cellular component: nucleus; cyclin-dependent protein kinase holoenzyme complex; cytoplasm. The transcript has 7 exons. The record is from RefSeq and is a predicted model, not a curated record. Gene Ontology annotation, biological process: regulation of gene expression; signal transduction; regulation of G2/M transition of mitotic cell cycle.
CUUGUUAUUGGAAGCAUACGUAUUUACAACAAUGAAUUGAACGUGUAAACCCGAUUAAGUGUUUCUGUUCAUGAGUUUAGCUAGCCAACGUCACCAUGACAUCGUCUACUACAAGAGUGAUCGGGUAUUUCUAUUGGAGAAGCAGUUUCUGCCAAACUUCAUACUGCACUGUCUUUGGUCCAAUGUUCCAUCCAUUCAUCGUUUGUUUCUUUCCUGAAUGUGCGUCUCAGUUGUAAUAUUUUGAUCAUUGGGCUGUCAGUGAUUGGUCGUAUAUUGAAAAUUGGGCGGUUCUCUAGUUCAUCCAAGGCGUGGCAUUAACAACGCGGGAACUGGCGGGUUCUGUUACUUUUGUUUCGAGUCGAACGUGUUGCAACCCGCUUAACUGAUUCCUUUUAUUUAUCGUGUGAUAAUCCUGAUGGGCUCCCGCUCCAAGUUGUUCCUGGCGAAACACGUUGGCGGCAACGUUACAAAGUUGCAGAUUUAUUCACAAAAGUUUAGUUAGUUCGCAUUCUAACGUUAGCUUGAAUUUGAGGCAGCUACUGCUGUUAGCUAACGUUUUUCUUUGUUUUAAAAAAUACAGCGGUUUGUAUUAGAUGAUAGCUCUCUAGCUAGCUAACCAAAACAGAACUUGUGUGACAUGGAAUCAUUUCAGAAAGUGGAAAAGAUUGGCGAAGGGACGUACGGAGUGGUGUACAAGGCAAAGAACAAAGUCACUGGAGAGACCGUUGCCCUCAAGAAAAUCAGACUAGACACGGAAACAGAGGGUGUACCAAGCACUGCCAUCCGAGAGAUAUCACUCCUCAAAGAGCUCAGCCACCCAAAUAUUGUUGAGCUCCGUGAUGUCAUCCACACAGAGAACAAACUGUACCUGGUUUUUGAGUUCCUACAUCAGGACCUCAAGAAGUUCAUGGACUCCUCCUCUGUCUCUGGUAUCGCUUUGCCACUUGUCAAGAGUUACCUGUUCCAGCUGCUACAGGGCCUGGCCUUCUGUCACUCCCACAGGGUUCUCCAUCGGGAUCUGAAGCCCCAGAACCUGCUCAUCAAUGCCCAGGGGGAGAUCAAGCUUGCUGACUUCGGCCUGGCUAGGGCCUUCGGUGUGCCUGUCCGCACCUACACUCAUGAGGUGGUAACUCUAUGGUACCGAGCUCCAGAAAUUCUCUUGGGCUGCAAAUACUACUCUACAGCUGUUGACAUCUGGAGUUUGGGUUGCAUCUUUGCUGAAAUGAUCACUAGGAGGGCCUUGUUUCCAGGUGACUCCGAGAUCGAUCAGCUGUUCCGAAUCUUCCGUACCCUGGGUACUCCGGAUGAGGCGGCCUGGCCAGGAGUCACCUCCAUGCCCGACUACAAGCCCUCCUUCCCAAAGUGGGCCCGGCAGGAGCUGUCCAAAGUGGUGCCCCCUCUGGAUGACGACGGGAGAGAGCUUCUUGGGCAAAUGCUGGCCUAUGACCCAAACAAGAGGAUAUCUGCAAAAAAUGCCCUUGUCCAUCGGUUCUUCCGUGACGUCACCAUGCCAAUGCCACACCUACGACUCUGAGACUUGCAGACUGACAGGGACAAUACAUAGCGCAGGGUCUUUCCAUGAGAGACCUCUGAGUAUAAGGACUGCCCCAGCUCUUAUCCACACCUGAAUAGUACAGUCCAGAAGAUGGGAGAGAUCACAGGGAAAUAUGGGUGCCAUUCCAAAAAUCAUUCCAGCAGCUAAAACCAGCGUUUUAUAAAUUAGAUGUCCUGUGAGGUUUUUCUUUUUUCUUUACAGCUAUGAGUGCUUGUUAUGGAGUGGAGAAUGGAUUGGAAAAUUCCAGUUGUUUCAGCAUUCGAUUUGUAUUGAAAGGGUUGUGUUUAGAUUUUAUCAAACUUGUUAUGCCAAUUUUAUAAAUGUUUAAUGAUUAUACAUAAAGAUAAACUUGUUCCAAAUCUUC